This is a messenger RNA of Funneliformis mosseae, 291 nucleotides long. NCBI's taxonomy places the organism in Eukaryota, Fungi, Glomeromycota, Glomeromycetes, Glomerales, Glomeraceae. The record is from the annotation of a GenBank genome assembly.
AUGGUUUUAAAGAAUAAUUUGGAAAAAUCCUUAAAAAAUUUGGAAAUGAGAGGAGAGUUAAGGAAAGAAAAGGUUGGAGAGCGAGAAGAAGAAACCAAGGCCAAUAUGAAUAAUUUGGAAGAAAAGGUUAGAGAACGAGAAGAAGAAACCAAAGAAAUUAUUAAAAAUUUAGAAGAAGAGGCCAAAGCCAAGCGAGUAAUUAUUAAUAAUUUAGAAGAAAAGGUUAGAGAACGAGAAGAACUAGAGCGUGACAGCUUAUGCUAUUCUUAUGAUAAUUUAUGUCAAUCUUGA